Amphibalanus amphitrite is the source of this 2541-nucleotide messenger RNA. Its product is annotated as WAS/WASL-interacting protein family member 3-like. The record is from RefSeq and is a predicted model, not a curated record. Bases 763 to 1983 code for a protein of 406 amino acids. Lineage: Eukaryota; Metazoa; Arthropoda; Thecostraca; Balanomorpha; Balanidae. Gene Ontology annotation, molecular function: RNA binding; protein binding. The transcript is spliced from 5 exons. Gene Ontology annotation, biological process: regulation of DNA-templated transcription.
AAUCCUUUGCUUCUUAGUUACGUCAUUAUAAAGCUCAAUUUUUCGACAGAUUCACGAUCGAUGCUCCAUUCAUUGGUAUUUCUUGACAGGAAACCGGUCCUAUUGGUUGGAUUUGGGCCGAGCCGAGUGCGCUUGGAGGCCAGCUGAUCGCUGAUCGUAGGUCGAUUCUGCUGAAGCUGGGUCUCCUCCACUGCAAUCUUCAUACAGCGCUACUCAAGUCGACACCCGUCCUGAAAUCACCCUAUCCUACAGCUGUUUUCUCAUUGUAGAUACCCUUUUGGUUACCAGGACAAGGAAUGUAUUGAGGAUUGAUAAGAAAUUGUGACAUUGUUGUGUUUUGCAACUUCCUGUGGGCUCCUGGUAGUGUAAUUCACUUCCGAUUUGUAUCUCGGGAUCCACUUUAUGACAAAUGAACCAUUGAACUGUUAUUAGUUUCGAUGGAAAUAUUCUGAGCCUAGCCUGACCCUGAAUUUAGCUCUUGCAUUGCUUUGAUAAGUUUAUUAAUAGAGUAAUCCCCUCAUUGCCAUUACUGUGAUUGACAGAUGCGAGAUGCAUACCCUUAGUAUGCUAUAUUAGUUUUGUUUAUUCAAAUAAAGAAAGUUAAGACAUAAUUUUCUAUACAAUUUGGGUUUCACUAUUCCAUCUAUCCUCUGAACUCUUCCUUUAAGAAUAUACACUAUUCUACCCCUUAAGUCAUACCCUAAGUUCCUACUGAAAGACUAUCACCAUUGAAGAUACUUACCACCAUGGAAAGGUGCCGCCAUGCUGCUGUCGGCGCCGCUGGCGGCCGGUGAGUCCCGCCUGCCGCCGCCGUUCCCGCCGCUCUUCCCUCCUCCGCUCGGCUGCUUGAUGAGCGCUGGGCGCGACGCGCUCAAGCCGCCGCCCGCCGCCGCCGCCGAGCCCGCCGCCGCGCUCUACCCGUCCUACCAUCACGCUGGCGUCGCCAACUCCUCCUCACUGCUGCACCUCGGCUACCCGGCCACCUCGCAGGCCGUCUACCCGGGCUACGGCUACCCGGUCUACCCGCCGCUGCCCGCCGCCGCGCCGGCCGACACGCGCGCCCUCUACCCGGUCGACUUUCGACAGGCGGUCGGCAAGGAGCGGGUGGUGGCGCCACCGGCGGCCACCAGAGCGGCGCCACCGUCGUUCCGGCCGGGGCCGGAGGAGGGGCGCGGCUACGGGGCGGCCGGCAAGGACGGCGUGCUGAGGGUGCCGGCCCAGUACCCGGCGCACGUGGGCGGCGUGCUGCCCCCGCCGGCGGCCGGCACGCCGCCGCGCUCUGCCGCGCCCUCUGCCGUCCAGCCCAACCCCGGCUACUCGGCCAACGGACGGCGCCGGCACAGCGCCGCCGAGGACCCGCCGCCACCGCCGCCUCCUCCGCCCCCGCCACCUAGGCUUCCGCCGCCGCCGCCGCCGCCGCCGCCGCCGCCACCGCCGCGUAUGCUGACUACACAGUCGACCAGCGAGCUGCCGCCGCCGGCCAAACGGGCGCGUCUGGAGGCGAGCCGGGAGCGGCCGGCCGCCACCGCCGCCGUCGGCCGCAGCAAGGCCGAGACGCCGUCAGCAGUCAGCAACGACCAUUACGAGCCGCCCGAGCACUUCCGCUGCGGCUCGCUCAUCGAACUGGCAGACGGCCGGCUGAAGCGGGUGGAGGAGCUGCGCACCGAAGACUUUGAGUCGUCGGCGGACCGGUGUGCCGAGCUGCGACUGGACCGCAGCGUCGUGAAGCGAAUCGACCAGCUCGGGGCCACCGCACACAUCGCCUUCGCCGUCGGUCCCAGCGGCACGGAGGUGACGGUGGAGGCUCAGCUGGAGCACCCGUUCUUCGUGUUCCACCGCGGCUGGGCGUCGUGCAGUCCGCGCCGCAGUCUGCAGCAGUACAGCCUGGCCUGCCAUCAGCUGGCUGUCGGAGACGCCUGUGUGUCCCUGUCGCCGCGCAGCCCGCCGUCGGCGCCGGCGCAGCGCGGCCGAGGCGACACCUAGCGGCCGUCCGCGGCGACACCUAGCGGCCGUCCGCCCCGGUUCGGCGCCGCGCGCCAGCUGCCCGCCGCCGGCCGAGAGGUGGACCGGCGAGAGGUCCCCGCUCUCGGCAGAGUGGUGUGUCUGUGAGCGCCGCGCCGCUCCCGGCAGAGUGGUCAGCCGGUGAGCUCCCCGCAGCCCCCGGCAGAGUGGUGGGCCGGCGAGCGCCGUUCCUGGCCGCGGCAGCCGUCGGCGGCCGCCCGGCCCGUUCGUCCUGUGAUAUUUUGUAUCUGCUGCGUGCGCUCACUACCGUUGCCGUGCCGUGUUUGCCCCUGUCGGCGCAGCACGCCUGGCGAGUGAUGAGGCAGAGGGACUACCUACCGCCCCUGUGAGAGCCGGACGUGCGUCGACGCACCCAGACUUUCGAAUUCUCAGGGAUAAACGCGGUGUCGGUGACGGCGUCCGCGCACUAUAAUAUCACGCUGUGGUUGGGGACUUAUUUUAAUAGCUGUGACUAAUAAAGCGUAUUAUUUUUCCGACUCUGUUCGAACUCUGAAGUGAGAAUAAACUUGUUCAAUAUGA